Messenger RNA from Aspergillus nomiae NRRL 13137, 1389 nucleotides. Its product is annotated as NIPSNAP family protein. The transcript has 4 exons. The record is from RefSeq and is a predicted model, not a curated record. Gene Ontology annotation, cellular component: mitochondrion. NCBI's taxonomy places the organism in Eukaryota, Fungi, Ascomycota, Eurotiomycetes, Eurotiales, Aspergillaceae. Bases 478 to 1389 code for a protein of 303 amino acids.
UCCACCUCCCAUCCUAUCAGCUCUUCCAUCUUCUGCAAUCCGUGUGUCACUUAAUUUACUAACUCUGCAACCUGUCGCGAUCUGUGGGCAGUAUCCGGCAGCCAUUGUCUGGAUUUACUCUUCUCCGCCUGAUCAUCGCUGACGAACAAACUAACUGCUCUCAUUUGAUUCGAGUGUAACUCCUGCAACACCUCCCUUUUAACCGUUCGGCAAGCCAUCGCGUGUCGACAGCAACCUUACCCCUGUCCUUCGUCUGUGCUUCCACAUUGUCCCCCUCUCUUAAAUCCCCUCUUGUAUCCUCUUCAUAGCGUGCCUACUCGUUGUCACCUCGCUGUUGUCAACUUGCGUCGCUGCUAACCAACUGUUGUGGUUGUCCUGUUUUGAAAGUUGCCCUUUUUUCUGUUCUGUCAGAAGCAUUUGUCUUAGCAUUUUUUUAUCUCAUCUGCACGGUAUUUUGUCUGUAUACGAAUAACAAGCAUGCUCGCACAACGCAUUUUCCGACCGGUGUCCUCGCUGGUCCGGCCUUUGAGCUCCUCUGCUACUGCCUACCGCGCUCCAUCCAUUCGCGACAUUACCCCCACCUCAGCCGAGGAAUUUGUUGCGCGUCAGAAGGAGUUCCGCGAGAAUUUGGAGGUGGCUCGCAAAAGAAAAGAACAGCAAGAGAGAGAGGAACAACAGCAAGAAGCCAAUCAAUUGCCUAAGCGCGGUCCCUUGUCUUCGCUCAUCUACGGAACGAAGGAAGGUCAGCAACUUGACAAGGAUAUCGAACGCUCGUUCUCCCAAGUCCUCGCUCGCGGCAAAUACGUUCACUCGAUCGUCUUCCACGAGGUCAAGCCCGAUAGAGUAGACGAAUAUGUUGACUUGGUAGGGCAGUGGUACCCCCGCAUGGCCGGCACUGAGGAAAACAGGGUGAAUCUGGUGGGAAGCUGGCGGACGCAAGUGGGGGAUAAUGACACCUUUGUCCAUAUCUGGGAAUACCAACGGUAUGAGGGCUAUCAUGCAUCCCUCCACAACAUCUCCCGUCAUCCGGAGUUUCCUGCAUUUGACCGCAAGCUGAAGAGCUUGAUCAAGAGCAAGAAGACGUCGCUGAUGCAAGAAUUCUCGUUCUGGCCAACGACCCCACCCCGACGACUAGGCGGUCUUUUUGAACUCCGAUCCUACACUCUUCACCCCGUCAUGGAGGGGGUUGGCGCCUGGUUUGUUCAAAUUGGCGACUUGAACACUGUGCACCACCUGUGGCAAUUUGCGAAUCUUGAAGAACGCAAGAUUUGCCGGGAGCAGUCAUGGGGUAUCGAAGGAUGGGCAGAGACGGUGCACAAGACUGUCCCUCUCAUCCAAAGCAUGCAGAGCCGGAUUCUGAUUCCUAUGCCGUGGAGCCCCGUUGGCUAA